CCCUUGCUCCUUUCUCCCAGGCAGACAGGGGCUGCCUCAGUCCCACCAAUGUCAACUUUGUUAUUGUUUGCCCCCCCUCGCUGCAUCGUGCGCCAUUCAUCAAGUUUGGACAGGAGCCGGAAGACCGCGUCUUCCAAAUGGACACCGAGCGCGUUAAGGGACGAAGGUCGCGCGUAAAAUGUACCCUCGUUUAUGUUUGUGUCCUCAUUGUCUGCUUUUUGGAGCGGGCCGGCGCACAGAUCCGCUACUCCCUCCCAGAAGAGCUGGAACACGGCGCCUUUGUGGGGAACAUAGCCGAGGACUUGGGUUUGGAUUUGGAUAAACUGUCGGCGCGCAGAUUCCGCAUCGUGUCCGGCACCAGGAGGCAGUACGUGGAGGUCAAUUUGGAAAACGGAGUGUUGUUCGUCAACGAAAGGAUCGAUCGCGAGGAACUAUGCGAGCAGAGUUCGGGCUGUUCGUUCCACUUGCAGGUGGUCAUCGAGAACCCCUUGGAGCUGUACCGAGUGGAGGUGGACAUCGUGGACGUGAAUGACAACUCUCCGAGCUUCCCGUGGACCGAGUUUAAUUUGGAUGUGUCGGAAUCGGCUGCGCCGGGGUCCCGCUUCCCGCUGGAAAGCGCGCAGGAUUUGGACGUGGGUUCCAACGCACUGCGCACCUAUUUGCUGAGCGUCAAUGAGCAUUUCACGCUGGACAUUCAGACGAGAAGCGACGGCAGCAAAUUUGCCGAGCUGGUCCUGCAGAGUCCUUUGGACCGGGAGCAGCAGAGCGCGCACCAGAUGGUCCUGACAGCCGUGGACGGGGGCUCCCCGGAGAAGUCCGGCACGGCACAAAUCGACGUCACCGUCUUGGACGCGAACGACAACGCACCCGUGUUCGACCAGUCCUUCUACCGGGUGAGACUGGCCGAAAACGCCCCCAAGGGCGCAGUCGUCAUCAAACUGAACGCAUCCGACGUGGACGAGGGCACCAACGCCGACAUCACCUACUCCUUCAGCGGACACGCGCCCGUCAAAGUGCGCCAGCUUUUCACCGUGGACGCGCGCACGGGGGACAUCAAAGUGAAGGGAGUGAUCGAUUAUGAAAAAGCCAGGAUGCAUGAAAUCUACAUCCAGGCCAAGGACAAAGGUCCUUCCGCUGUUGCGGUGCACUGCAAGGUGCUGGUGAACGUCUUGGAUCGGAACGACAACCUGCCAGAGGUCAUUCUGACGUCGGUGUCUACACCUGUGCACGAGGACGCGCCCCCCGGCACCGUCAUCGCCGUCAUCAGCGUCACGGACAAGGACUCCGGGGAAAACGGUAACGUGGAUUGUGAAAUCCCAAAUCUGGUCCCGUUCCAGCUGCACUCCUCUUUUAAGAACUACUACACGCUGGUGACCAGUGAUUUUCUGGACAGGGAGACAGUGACAGAGUACAACAUCACACUCACUGCCAGAGACAUGGGCUUUCCGCCUUUAUUUACUAGAAAAAACAUUCUGGUGCAGGUGUCAGACGUGAAUGAUAACGCACCGUUAUUCAAGCAGCCGUCCUACACCGUCUAUUUAACUGAGAACAAUGCACCGGGGGCGUCUAUUUGCUCGGUCACAGCCCAGGACCCAGAUUUCGGCCAAAAUGCUUACCUGUCUUAUUCCGUACUAGACGACGACAUUCAAGGAAUGCCCGUCUCCACGUACGUGUCCAUCAAUUCCGAUAACGGGAACAUCUACGCGCUCCGAUCGUUCGACCACGAACAGCUAAAAAACUUUCAAAUCACAGUACGAGCUAAAGAUGCAGGAUUCCCGCCUUUGAACAGCAACGUUUCGGUGACUAUAUUCAUUUUGGAUCAAAACGACAAUGCACCUGUCAUCGUGUCCCCCCGCCCUCAAAAUGGCACACCUCCGCUCGAGGCGGUGCCGAGGUCCGCGGACGCCGGCUACUUGAUCAGCAGAAUAAGCGCAGUGGAUGCAGACGGAGGUCAGAACUCGCGACUUAUGUACCAAUUACUCCAAGCCACCGACCUCAGCUUGUUCAGCGUGGCGUUGUACACGGGGGAAAUCAGGACAAUACGGCAGUUGGUAGAGAAAGACCCCACAAGGCACAGAUUGGUCAUACUGGUGAAGGACAAUGGCCAACCGCCGCUCUCGGCCACAGUUUCCGUCAUCCUGUCAGUGGUUGACAGCCUGCCAGAAUCCCAGCCCGACUCCGGCGACCUGUCACUGAGCCCCCAUCACAGCUCCAACUUUAGCCUCUACUUAAUCGUGUCUCUGGGCGCCAUCUCCUUCACGUUCCUCGUGGCCAUCAUCGCCCUCGUUACAGUGAGACGGCUGAAGGACAGAGCGUCCAACAUAGAUUCCGACUUCCCCUCCGCCGACGCGUGCUGCUGCUGCACUCGCUCGGCGUCGGCCAGCAGCGCAGAUAUCUUCAAAAAGACAAAUUUGAACCUCAGGAUGAGCGCAGACGCCCCCGGCUGCACGGAGACAAACGGCGGCGGAGCCCUGCAGCAAGCGUACUGCUAUAAAAUGUGUCUGACCCCAGAGUCGUCCAAAAGUGACUUUAUGUUCCUCAAGCCCUGCAGCCCGGUGUUGACGGUGCGGCAAAAUAACGCCAAGAGCACGGACUAUCUGGCUUCUGGCUGGAGUGCGCUGGACCGGAAUGAGCUGACCAACAAUAGAUCGUCAACCCCAAAAGAGCUUAAAUAUUCCAGCAAGGACUGGACCUCCGCCAAAAAUCAACGCAAUUCAGCAUACAAGAGGUACAGUUCAGGAAAUAUGGAGGGCACACUGUCACGUCCACAACAAUACGACGCCGAUGCCUACUUCUGCUCUGUGGCACCACAAUACUGGACCUGGGGAAACCGUAUGAGUGAGUGCAAGAUGUCUCUUCAAGAAGAAACAAAUCCGGACUUUGUGUGGACUCCAGAGUACACCCAGUCUCAGUCUGAGGCGCCUGCAGACUACCAGCACAACGUGUAUAUUCCCGGCGCCACAUCUGGUUACAGCACACUGAAGCUUGCGCCAAGAGGUGACUUGGAUGUCUACAACACCUUUUCUACUUUUGGGAAGAAAAAUAAAUUCAUGUCGAACUAUGAACAGUCUUUUGACAACAACGAUGGGCUCAUCAGCAAUGCUAUUUUCAAAUGAGGCACCAAACCAUUGUGGUGCAUGAUGUGCAGCAUUUAUAAUUAAAGUUUCCUUUCGCCGUCAAAUGUUUUGGAGUUACGCUAAUUAUGGGUUAGUGUUGCGGGUGUAAAAGUACACCAUAAUCCCGGUUCAAUACGUCCCUUGGUUUUAAGGUCACUGUUUGGUUCACAACAUAACACCCAUAAAAAAAUGAAGAAUGUUUGGGGGUCUUGUUGAUAUAUUUUGUACAUUAAGGACGGGAAAACUAUCAAUAUAUGCUAAGCUAUUUAAACAAAACAUCUUACACAAAAUCUGUGUGUACUAGGUAACACAGCAAAUUAGAGUAAACUCUAAUCUUUUAGGGGAACUAUGAUGAAUUCUGUUUUUUCUGACUCAUGAUUUGACGCUGUUAACAGUAUCCAACAUUGUGACAAAAUGUAUAAGGGUCAUGCAUUUUUGUGUGCAGCUUGCGCAUAUUUUUGGAUACCUCCUGAAUGCCAUGUUUUGCAAUUUGUUUUAACAGUGGCUACAGUAUGAGACUAUAAAAAUGGGACCCAUUACCUCCCUGCUUGACAUUCAGCAUCAAGGGUUGGAAUUGGGGGUUAAAUCACCAAAAUAAUUCCCGAGCGCGGCCACCGCUGCUGCUCACUGCUACCCUCACCUACCAGGGAGUGAUCAAGUUUGACGGGUCAAAUGCAGAGGAUAAUUUCACCACACCUAGUGUGUGUGUGACCAUCAGUGGUACUAUUCAAUUUAACAUUACAGUGAAAUGGGUGUACUUACAGUAUAUGGACAUUAAGUCUAAGCAUGCAGAGAAACAAAGCAGUUUUUUUUUAAUGCAGCUGUAUCGAACUGAUGGUGGACAGGUGUUCCUAAUGUUGCGACCGGGUGAAUCUAUAUAAUAAGUUUGACUGUCUCGGAAAAAAAAUAAUAGCGGGAACCUUUUUUACAUUCUGAUUCUUUUGGAGAGAAUUUGAAUUGAAAUCUAAGGGGAACACCUUCAGACAUUUUCAUAGGUUGUAAAUGUGACUGUGGAGCAAAAAUGUACAUAAAGUUUACACCAAAGCAUAUCCAGUAAAAAUUAUCCUGAUCACAAGGGAUGAUUUUAAAUGUAAAUUAAAAUCUUAGGUCGCUUUAUCUUUACUAACAGAUUUUAUUUUCAGAAUAAAUCUCGGGACAAUAGAAAUCAACCUGUGGGUACUACGCAAACACUCAUGGUUUACAGCAUUCCUCUUAAGAAAUAUAGAGUUUGAUACCCCCUAAAUAUUAUUGUGGUUGUAGUAAAUACAAAGUCUGUUAUUGGCUUAAGUGCAGCAUUAAUCAUUCCAGCUUGUAACCCCGUAUUUCAAUUCCGCUGAACAAUGUCAAAACACUGUUUUCCUCUUAUCUACUUGUAUUCAUCUGUUUAUGUAUUCCACCCAGAGGCAAAGUCUAAAAACACAGCAUAUUUGAACUUAUUAAGAUAGGAGUUCACAAGUUGCAUUUUCACUGUUACUUUUCACGUCACAAUGAAAUAAUAUAAUUUAGAAUAAUGGACUUCAGCAUUUUGUGAUGGUCAUCUUGUUGUCUUCAGGUUUGUCAAAAAUGCUUAAUUAGAAGCAAUUGUUAAAAGAUACAUGAUAGGGCUGCACGAUUAAUCGACAUUGUGGUUUUAAUUAGUACGAUAAACAAACCUCAAGAUGUGACAGACAUUUGAGUGACACACAUGUCCGCCAAUCAGAAUUGUUAGGCCUCGCGUCCUUUGCCUUCUUGCCGGUUAAAAGUGUUUAAGGAAACAGCAAGUUUAUGUGCGCUGGGACUGAGGCAGUCAGUAUGCUGACAAACGCCAAUUGCACCUUGGAAAACGUUUUAAUGGUGACUAUACUUGGGCUGAUAGUCAAUAAGUAAUUUAAUCGAAGGAUAAAUUGCAAAGUCCAUAUUUGUUCGUUUUCUUUAUUUCUAGCUUCCAACAGGGAGAACGAGGUCUCACUCUUUGCAUCGCUCUCUGCACCUGAGCGCGUUUAUUUAACCUAAUAAUUGACCGAAUGCAGUGAGCUGUUUUUAUAGUCAUUCACAAUCUUUCUUGGUGGGCAGAAAGCAGGACUGCUACCUUACACACACAGGAUUUUUGCCUCCGUACUUGUGACUUGCUGGUGACAAGUCCCGCAAAGUAACACAAAUUAAAGGUGCUGUUUGCAACUUACCCGCAGUAACAUUUUUCAAAGCAAAAAAUGUAACAAGAACACCAGCGGCCAGCUUACGUUAACAUUAUUGGCUUAGACAGAACACAUUUGUUUGACAAUUGUUUAUGUGUGUUGGCCCUGUGAUGAGGUGGCGAAUUGUCCAGGGUGUACGCCGCCUUCUGCUGAGAUAGGCUCCAGCACUCCCCGCGACCCCAAAAGGGACAAGGGGUAGAAGAUGAAUGGAUGGAUUACUAAAUUUAUAGAAUAAAAUGUUUUACCGGCCCAAAUAAAAUGAUCGGUGUUUACGGCGGUCAACACGUACGUGCAUGGAGCGCGUGCACCAUACUUGCCAACCUUGAGACCUCCGAAUUUGGGAGACGGGGGGAGGCGGGUUGGUGGUAGCGGGGGUGUAUGUUGUAGCGUCCCGCAAGAGUUAGUACUGCAAGGGGUUUUGGGUAUUUUUUCUGUUGUUUUUAUGUUGUGUUACGGUGCGGAUGUUGUCCCGAAAUUGUAACAGUGUUAAAUUUGUUUAUACAGCCACCCCUCAGUGUGACCUGUAUGACUGUUGAUCAAGUAUGCUUUGCAUUCAAUUAUGUGUGUGUGUAAAAGCUGCAUAUGUUUUGUGACAGGUUUGACACGCUGUUCGUAUGGAUGAAAAGCAAACGUGACGACAGGUUGUAGAGGACGCUAAAGGCAUACCCCCAAUAUUUUUGUCCGGGUAGAAAUCGGGAGAAAUUCGGGAGAAUGCUUGCCCCGGGACAUUUUCGGGAGGGGCACUGAAAUUCGGGAGUCUCCCAGAAAAAUCGGGAGGGUUGGCAAGUAUGGCGUGCACACGUACAAAAGCAGUCCAAGGGAAUCAACAAACAAUUUGCAGUCAUCUUGUUGUCAUGAUAAAAAAUACAUUCAAUGACAGCUUACGCUAGCUAUCCAAAUUGCUAUUGUUAACUAAAAACAUCAACAGCUAAUGCGCGUGCAUGUGUUACGUACAUAUGUAAUUUUUUUCUUGUACGUUUGUACAAGAAGCCGUGAGAGGGUAGCAUAUGUGUGUGUGUAAAAUACUUUGGAAAGUUGGUGCCCUCUAGGCAUCUGUGUAAAUGUUGCAAACAGCCCCUUUAACAUGGAAAAAAUGUGAUUACAAAGCCAACUGUCCUUUUGGGAGAAUAUUUCAGUCUCAGACCGGAUGGGCAAUACGAGCCCAUCAACAUGCACGAUGACGACAACAACAACAAAAAAAAACAACCCGACCUAAGUUUUCCAAUUGGGAAAACCAAUGCACUUUAAGAUGUUCAAUGUUUAUUUGAGUAAAAUUACAGAAAUGAGAGUCCAUUUUAGUUUUUUGUAUUUAUUUAUUUAGGAUAACAACGUUUUUGACCUUCCAAUUACAGUUAAAUGGUAAACAAUUCCACAGUAAUGAGGAAUAAAAGUGGAUGUUAUCUAAAAUGGGUACUUGCAUUAUUAUGAUUACAUUAUAUUCUGAUCACUGUAUAGUUUUUAUCGGUUAUUUCUUCAGUUUAAGAGCAUGAUGUAGACAAAAACUCAAAGUGUGUUUGCAUCAAGCCAAAUCAUUUUGAAAGUAGAUUAUUGCAUAUUGUUUUAAUGUGGGGCACCUUGAAAGACUAUUUUGAUUGACAGUCCGAAAUUAACAUUUCUUUCUUCACUCGUUAUUUUCGCAUUGUUAUGCAUUUACAUGUAUAAAAUAUAAAACUCGCAAAUCGAAUCUCAAUUGCAAUUUUGGAGAAAAAAAUCGCAAUUACAUUUUAUCUCAAAAUCGUGCAGCCCUAAUCUAUGAUAAUUUAUCUGUUGUAUGCAUUCCAGAUUGAUGUGACCUGUUCUCACCCAUGUUUCAUCUGUUACAGUAGCCAACAGUCCUAGAAUCGCUUUGUAUAAAAUUUGUGUACAGCAUAUAUUAUAUAAAUAAAAAAUCACCUUUGA
This is a messenger RNA of Nerophis ophidion (straightnose pipefish), 7189 nucleotides long. Its product is annotated as protocadherin-10-like. Bases 138 to 3116 code for a protein of 992 amino acids. Gene Ontology annotation, cellular component: plasma membrane. Gene Ontology annotation, biological process: homophilic cell-cell adhesion. Lineage: Eukaryota; Metazoa; Chordata; Actinopteri; Syngnathiformes; Syngnathidae. Gene Ontology annotation, molecular function: calcium ion binding. The transcript is spliced from 4 exons. The record is from RefSeq and is a predicted model, not a curated record.